GUGUCCCAGGGGGUGUCCCAGGGGGUGGUGACUGGCUGAGGUAGAUCAAGGCUGCAUGGCGGAGGUUCCUCAACACGUGAGGAAGUUUGUGUUCCGUUCACCUCACCUUCCCACACAGGACUGCCUGGAGGUGCUCAUCCCUGAGGUAGUAAGUCCCAGCUAUGGCAUGUACACUUGGCCAUGUGCUCCAGUGCUGGCACAGUAUGUCUGGCAUCAUCGUCAUGGUUUUAUCAACCGAACCGUUUUAGAAAUCGGUGCAGGGACUGCACUUCCAGGCAUUGUUGCUGCAAAGUGUGGUGCCCAAGUGAUUCUCUCAGAUUCUGGCCAGUUACCCAAGUGUCUUCGAAAUUGUCAGAUGUCUUGUCAAGCCAAUGGUAUUGCUGGUUCUGUUGCAGUUAUUGGGCUAACAUGGGGACUCUUUACACCAGAACUCUUGCACCUGGGGCCUAUUGACAUUAUCCUUGGUUCAGACUGCUUUUAUGAUCCAGCUGUAUUUGAGGACAUCCUUGUAACAGUGUCAUAUUUACUGGAGCACAACCCAAGGGCCCAAUUUGUAUGCUCAUACCAGGAAAGAGCUUCUGAUUGGUCCCUGGAACACCUUCUUCACAAAUGGAAUUUGUCUUGUAUGCAGUUACCAUUGGCAACUUUUGAUGCUGAUGCAACAAACAUAGCUGAAUCCAAUCUCCCUGGUUCUCACACAAUUCAUGUGUUUCAGAUCACCAGAAGCUCCAGCAGUUGA
Molecule: messenger RNA, 739 nt
Organism: Cherax quadricarinatus
Lineage: Eukaryota; Metazoa; Arthropoda; Malacostraca; Decapoda; Parastacidae
Source: RefSeq, a predicted model, not a curated record